AUGAAGAUCUUAUCAGAUGAUGAGAAAAAUGCUCAUUUUAAUCAUGUUUUAUCAGAAGGUUUUAAAGGAUUAGUAUAUGGAGGAGCUUUAUCAGCAGGUAUAUUUUCAUUCUUAAAAUUUAAAAGACCAACAACUUUUGCAAGUUUUAGUCCAAGUAUUAAAGCUGCAAUUUUAACAAUGCCAACAAUUGCAUUAGGAGCAUUUUGGGCAGAUCAAGGAUCAUGGGAAUUCGAUAAAAUGAUGCAUCAAUCUGAAUAUAAUGAAUCUGAAAUAUUAAAAAAGCAUAAAGAAUUUAAUCAAUUAUCAACAACUGAUAAAAUUAUAACAAAAUUGAAUGAACAUAAGUAUGAAAUUAUUGUUGGAAUUUGGGGAGCAAGUUUAUAUGGAAGUUGGGUCAUUAUAAACAGAGAUAAAUAUAUGACAACAGCUCAAAAGCUUGUGCAAGCCCGUGUGGUUUCGCAGUUUAUCUCAAUAUUAUUAUUAUUGGCAACACUUGGUUUGAGUAUGAGAGAUGCUGAAAUUAAAAAAAAUCAACCAAAACCUAUACCAGAAUGGAGAAAAGUUUUAGAAGAACAAGGAAAAUCUAAAUAG
Molecule: messenger RNA, 591 nt
Organism: Lodderomyces pseudojiufengensis
Lineage: Eukaryota; Fungi; Ascomycota; Pichiomycetes; Serinales; Debaryomycetaceae
Exons: 1
Coding region: 1-591 (196 amino acids)
Biological process (GO): mitochondrial respiratory chain complex IV assembly
Cellular component (GO): mitochondrial inner membrane
Source: RefSeq, a predicted model, not a curated record